AUGAAAGAGAACCCCAGUGGCCCGCUUUACGUGGCGGGGCGAGGCGAGGCGGGCCAGGCCGCAGAGUGUGACUUGAAGUGGAACCUUGUCCUUCUGCGUCCUGCGACAGGCGGCGAAAUAGCUCGUGGGCCGCGAGCGCGCCCCGCGCCCGCCGCCGCAGCGACCGCGCGCCCCCCGCCCGCCUCCGACAUCGCGACUCCAGCGGGCGCCCGCUCUUCGGGGGCUGCGCGCCCUAGCGCUCGCAGCCCCGCCCGCCCCCCCCGCGCCGCCCCAGCGGCCGGCCCCGGCCCCGACGGCGACGGCGACGGCGACGUCGCCAUGCCCGAGCAGCCCAACUCCCCGCAGCUGAAGGAGCUCGUCUCCAGGCACGAGCAGCACGUCCGUGGCAACUCCGUGUCGGAGCCCGUGGCGCCGCGCCAGAAGCCGCGCGCGCGACUCCGCGACAGCUUCAUCCACCGGCCCGAGGAGCCGCAGCCGCAGCAGCAGCAGCAGCGGCCGGAGGACGGCCCCGACGAGCACCCCGAGGACGCCCGCCUGCUCGCCCAGCGCGCCUGCACCCUCAAGUCCAUCAUCCAGAAGCACGAGAAGCUCGUCGCCAGUGAGACUGAAACAGACAGACUGCGUCGCAGAUCACAGGAAGAGCCAGACUCAAGAGAUUCUACUAGUCCAGAACCCAGUCGCCGUCCUGGGAUACUGAAGAAAACUCGAGAUGACCAACUUGAUGAGGUGACCAGCACUUCAAAAACCACUGUUGUAUCAUCUCGAGGCCACGUGCGGUCAGAUGGCACUGUUUCACUGACACGUGAUGUAAUCAAAGGUGAGAGAGUGUGCCGUCCUGGGGAGGAGCCUGUUACCAAAGUAACCAAAACUCAUUAUUCCUACAAUACUCCUGAAGAGAAGAGCACUUUGUCAAUUGAACCUUAUGAAGAUGAAGACGAUGACAAGCCUCAAACAUCCCCUCAAUCCAGCAGAAAGUCCUCAGUUGCAAAGAGCUCUUCUCCUGAGCGAGGUAUUGUGGAGCAUGUUGAAGAUGAAGUUAAAUCAUCCAAAGUAACAUCUCUUAUUCGAGACAAUAGUCUCCGAAAAUUUAAAGUCACUGAAGAUGGUACGAAUAAGAAUACAUCUGUCACCAAAACACAAAUUACCGUUAGACCCGGUAAACUGAGUACUGAUGAUGAUGCGAACAGUGUUCGUAGGCGGUCCAAGCUGUUUGAGGAAAAGAUCGAUUCUCAUAAAACUCAAACAACUAACAAUAAAUUCACAUCAAACAGGGUGACAGAUGAUCAAAAAUUUAGCAGCAAACGAACAAUUGAACCUAGCAAAUCCACUAGGCCAUCACAGGGCACACGGUCACCUACUAGGUCAAUCUCUCCAGAAAAGAACAUUCCAGAUCAGUCAGAGAAGGAACCAUCCAGAGUUAGCAGUAAAUAUACUAGUUCAGUAACUUCAGUUACCCAAAAGUCUGAUAGUAGAAUCUCUCCUGAAAGGACACCAGAUUCCGUCCGUCGUAAAAUAUUUGCUAAUGAAGAUGAAGAUGAGGAAUAUGAGGUGUCUCGUCACUCUUCCUCUUACAGUCAGUCCACCACCCAAGUGACAACUCGUAAAGUAACAUCACAAUAUGAAACAUUUGAGGAGAGGAGAUACUCCAAAGAUGGUCUGGCUCUAGAAGAUAGGACAUCACCGGACAGGAAAGUGAGCAGCCUGGAGUACGAUGAUGAAGAAGAUGAAAAUUAUAAAGUUUCUGGUCAUUAUUCUUCAUCCUCGAAACAUUCAGUAAGAUCAAGCCCAGACCGAACAAGUUAUGGAAGAGAGGACGACACUGAUAGUCAAAAGAAUGAUCGUAAAUAUUCUGCGUCCAAGUCACAAUAUCGCACAACUGGUGGUACGACAGUCACAACAACCGAAACUUCGAGCACGAAUGUCUCUAGGUCCUCCACUCCCAGCACAGCAGGAAGGAGAAGAUCAUCCGCGACCGCAGAUGAUCGAGAAAGCUCACCAACACCUGGUUUUACAAGAGGAGCUAGAGGAGGAUCUGUGCGAGCACUGUCCCAGAAGUUCCAACAAGCGGCUGCUGAGGCCAACAGCAGUGAGUCGUCACGAACACAACGAACUUACCCCAAGGCAGGACUCAUCUUCCGAUCCGCAAGCUUCCGGCUUAACAACGGCCAUAUACCUGUCAGCUCUCCAACAGAGGAGCAAGCAACUCCAACGGUAAAGCAAACUGUUUCUGUGGAAGUAAAGACUGGCUCCUCUAGCACCCAGAGCACUCCUCGAGCUGAGCAGGAAAGCAAGACUUUCCUCAAUUCUCAGACAAAAGUCACGGGAGUGCAGGACAUUCUCACCCGCAUGAGGAAUGCUGACCAAGAUUACACAAUUGACCGAAAUGAUCUUCUGGCAGAUACGCAAGAAGGUGACACAGAGGAAGAUGCUGAGGCGAGAUCUCUCCUCAACAAGUUCUUGGGAGCACAAGUCAUUCUGCAGGGCAUGGAACCCUUGAUGAAGGGCACAGCGGAAGCCCAGGCACAGAGUGCCGUCCUGGUCAGUCAAGUCGAGAGGCAACGUGUUAUGAAGACUCAGAAGGCGCCUAGAGCAAAGAAGAGGCCUGAAGCAGAAGAUCCAUUUUGGCCCCAUAUUUGA
This is a messenger RNA of Gryllus bimaculatus (two-spotted cricket), 2637 nucleotides long. NCBI's taxonomy places the organism in Eukaryota, Metazoa, Arthropoda, Insecta, Orthoptera, Gryllidae. The record is from the annotation of a GenBank genome assembly.